AUGUCUUGCGCGCCCCACAAGCCGCCAAUCCUGAAAGUCUGCAGAAACACUCUCAUAACGAAAAGCAAGAAUUCUGAAUUGGCCAAACGUGCGAGCGUUGCGCAUAACCCGAAACCAUAUGCCAUCUCCACGAUGACCAUGGAACAGCAGCGAAGCGAUUUGAAGGAAGCGCUCACUGAAAUGGGCUACGAAGACGCUGACGUGGAAAGCGCAAUAGCUGCGGGUGUAGAAUCUGUCUGGCAGGCUGUCGAAUACAUCCGUGGUUUACAAUUGCCACCGGAAGACACCCCAAUGAACUUUCCCGCACUCUCGAAUCCGAAAGUCACCGCAUCUUCCACAUCAUCCCAUCCUAGUCAAAACACCGGAACUCAGUUUCGAACAGCACGCGAUUCUUUGGAUGGCUUGCAUGGCGCUCGACAAAAUACCAUUUCGCCAAAUCCGCAGACAUCUAACUACGCCAUAAAGAAGGCCUCAGAAAUGGAGCAAGUCAUGGAAAUAUCGCGAAAGGAGCAGGAUGAGCGAGAUCUCGCUGAGGCCAUGGAAUUGUCCAAGCGGGCGGAACAGUCUGCACGGCAAAACACUAGUGACGAUCCACAGAUGCUUCGCGCUCUUGAGGAAAGUCUCAAAGAUGGCCCACAUUUACAGGUGCAGGACCGGUCGGUGACAUGGCAACGGCAAGGUUAUGGAGAUGGGAUGGAGAACCUACGCACAGCGGACGAACCUGUCGGCUUGCGCAAUAUUGGCAAUACCUGCUACUUGAAUUCCUUGUUGCAAGUGUAUUAUCAUCUUCCAGAUUUCCGCCGUGCAAUCCUGUCUUUCCGACCCCCCGAGGAUUUUGAAUCCAAAUCGGAACAGGACAUAUCAUAUUCCCCAGGACAGCCACGUUUCCAGCAGCCAGUGCUUAACGAGCAACCGUUGGACGAUCGCAACGAUCAUGAGCGCAUUGAAAGGGUUAUCGAGGCCUCGCAAUUGAAACAAUCAUUCGAAGACUUCGCGACGGAUGAACCCCCUAGGGUCUCUGAACCCCCGCAAGAUGACCAGCAACAAGGUCCUGACGAAAAUCAACAAGAGCUUGCAGCGGAAGACACUAAAGAAGACUGGCAAUAUUCGGAAGUGACUAGUGCGGUGCAUUUUGUUGCCGAAUUGCAAAAGCUCUUUGCUGCAAUGGCAUUGAGCAACUCCACUUGUGUGGACCCUUCUGGCGUUGCGCGUACCAUGCGCCGUCCAAACGGGGAUCCGAUUGUCAUCGGAGCUCAGCAAGAUGCAUAUGAGUUUAACCAUUUGUUUUUGGACAUUGUAGAAAAGGGAUUAAAGGGACUAUCUACAAUAGAAGAGUCUGUCGAAGUAGAGGCGGCUAAGAAUUCAGAGUCACAAGGACAAGAUAGUUCCUUCGAUGGGAUGGACGAAGCCAAGGUGUCUGGAAAUAUUGUCAAAGAUUUGUUCACAUUAAGAUUUCGCCAAGAGCUUUGCCGUGACGCGCAUGAUGGAAACACUGGUGAACGGCCGAAGGGAACUAUCCGAACUGGCGAAACUAGUGAAAUCGUUGUUAACGCUACCGCGAAUGAGUACCGCAGCUUGCACAGUGGUCUUGAUGACUAUGCAUUUGCUCGAAUAGAGUACGAGAUGUCACAAUCAAGCGAAGCUAUUGCUUGUGCCUUGGACCCUCCGGUUGUGGGGUCGGUGCCGUUUGUGGAUGAGAAGAGAUCCGAGUCAUCUACAUCCGCAACAAAGAGUGUUUGGUUUACGAGAAUGCCUCCGGUUAUGGUUAUUUAUUUGCAGAGAAUAACGUACAACAAAGACAUUUCUCAGGCCGAAAAGAUGAACGAGGAGUACAAGUUUCCCUGUCACAUAUACUUUGAUCGGUAUCUCGAUAAGAACAAGGCUGAGUCUAUUCGUGCGAGGACGACUGUGCAGAGAUUACGCAGAGAGCGAGAUCACUUGGUUUCAAUGUCGAAGCAGUACGAAAACUUUUCUUCUUACCGAAAUGAAACUACAAAAUGCAAAGUGAGCAUCGGUGCUCCCACUGAAAUGGAUAUUUCGGAAUCUGCUUCCCCUGAGGCCCGCUCUUCAGAGCGCAUCCCACGGGCUACAAGCACAGACGCUUCUUCGAGAAUUUCUGAUGGAAAGACUCGGGCAGUGGAGCAAAAUAUAUUUACGGCGUUCAACGCAGUGCAGUCUCGGCUCCGGGAAGGUAUCAACGGGUCCUCGGAGUUGUUCGCGGUAGAUGGAUUGUCCAGGGAGGAAAUAGAGGAGUCUUUAGACAUUCUGACACGCGUAGUUCAACAAGAUCGGAGCAAGUAUGAAGCUCUUCAGUUGAAGACGAGGGCGCUUGACGAGGAAGAAGAAGAAGCUUACAAAGAGCUCGAGAGAGUGAAAUAUCAAUUGCAUGCAGUGCUUGUCCAUGACGGAGGUCCAUCCGGCGGGCACUAUUGGACAUUCAUUCGAAACUGGAACGCGAAGGAGGAUUCUCAUUCUUGGAUGAAAUUAAGCGAUUCGGUAGUGACGCAUGUAUCGGAAAAAGAGAUGCUGUCGUGGUCUGUGGGAGGCAGGAGUAGGGCCUCUGCAUAUUGCCUUAUUUAUGCUGUAGAAUCUAGUCUGGAGGGCAAUUACAAAAACGGUGGGAGUAUAUCUGAAGAAAGCCGCCAAUUAUUGCCUGCUGAUCGCAUUAAUGAGGUAGCUCGUGCACACGGAUGUCAGUCUCGACAGCCAAACAUUUGCGAUGAUGAAACUUUAACGGAUUCCGUAGCGUGGAGGCAAGAUGUGAUUUGUUCAGUGGGUUACACCACCGGGGUUGUUGAGGGAAUGGCGGACGAGAUGACAUGGUGUGCCCUCUCGUAA
Chondrus crispus (carragheen) is the source of this 2838-nucleotide messenger RNA. RefSeq lists its product as hypothetical. Gene Ontology annotation, molecular function: cysteine-type endopeptidase activity; cysteine-type deubiquitinase activity. Gene Ontology annotation, cellular component: nucleus; cytosol. Gene Ontology annotation, biological process: regulation of protein stability; protein deubiquitination. The record is from RefSeq and is a predicted model, not a curated record. Bases 1 to 2838 code for a protein of 945 amino acids. The transcript has 3 exons. Lineage: Eukaryota; Rhodophyta; Florideophyceae; Gigartinales; Gigartinaceae.